Messenger RNA from Soboliphyme baturini, 867 nucleotides. The record is from the annotation of a GenBank genome assembly. NCBI's taxonomy places the organism in Eukaryota, Metazoa, Nematoda, Enoplea, Dioctophymatida, Soboliphymatidae.
AUGAACUUUUCAAAAGCUGUCAAAAUUCUUGAAGCUCCGGGAAAAAUUCCAGGUUGUUCCCCUUGUCGCAACAUAGAUGACUGCAUAUCUGAUCUUCGAGCCCAGGUGGCUGCCAACAAAAAGGGUAUCGAUCUCACUACUGACUUGAUUGAGCAGUAUGGCGUUGCUGUUGUGCAGGCAUAUAUGAGUCACAUUCAGAAUAAUGCGGAGAUUACGGUGAGGAAGCUUCUGCGUGAUAUGACGUUUAAACUGAAUAAUAGCGUUAUGGAAGCGACUGAUUUCAUGGACGACGGCUCAGCGAUUUCGCUCAAAGUCACCAUCGAUCAGGAAGCGGGCAGCGCGGUUUUUGACUUCACCGGCACCAGCUGCGAGGUAUACGCAAAUCUGAACGCUCCAACGGCUGUUACAACUGCAGCUGUGCUCUACUGCAUUCGCUGUCUGAUCGACGACGACAUACCCUUGAAUCAAGGUUGUCUGAAACCUAUUAGGAUAACUGUCCCGGAGGGCUCGCUUUUGAAUCCAAGCUCUAACGCAGCCGUCGUCGGUGGCAAUGUCCUUACAUCUCAACGUAUCGUCGAUGUCAUACUUAAAUGCUUCAAAGUGUGUGCGGCCUCGCAAGGAUGUAUGAACAACGUUUCAUUUGGAGAUACCUCAUUCGGCUACUACGAAACGAUUGCUGGCGGAAGCGGUGCGGGUCCAAAUUUUCCUGGUUGUGAUGGAAUACAGACGCACAUGACAAACACACGAAUAACCGAUCCAGAGAUUUUGGAGCGAAGGUAUCCGGUCGUUCUUAUUCAGUUUAAGAUUCGUAAAGGUUCCGGUGGCGCUGGUCGUUUCAAAGGUGGUGACGGUCUAACUCGUGAAUAC